UGCGUAAGCAAGAGAUCAUUAAGAUAACAGAGCAGCUGAUAGAAGCCAUCAACAAUGGAGACUUUGAGGCUUAUACAAAAAUCUGUGAUCCUGGCUUGACUUCAUUUGAACCUGAAGCACUGGGGAACCUGGUUGAAGGAAUGGAUUUCCAUAAGUUUUACUUUGAGAACUUACUGUCGAAGAACAGCAAGCCAAUACACACCACCAUCCUGAACCCCCACGUCCAUGUCAUUGGUGAAGAUGCUGCCUGCAUUGCCUACAUCCGCCUGACACAGUACAUUGAUGGCCAAGGCCGGCCCCGCACCACGCAGUCUGAAGAGACCCGUGUCUGGCACCGCCGAGACGGCAAGUGGCUCAACGUCCACUACCACUGCUCUGGAGCUCCUGCAGCACCUCUCCAGUGA
Messenger RNA from Tauraco erythrolophus (red-crested turaco), 404 nucleotides. The record is from RefSeq and is a predicted model, not a curated record. Lineage: Eukaryota; Metazoa; Chordata; Aves; Musophagiformes; Musophagidae.